This is a messenger RNA of Paramecium octaurelia, 1736 nucleotides long. NCBI's taxonomy places the organism in Eukaryota, Ciliophora, Oligohymenophorea, Peniculida, Parameciidae. The record is from the annotation of a GenBank genome assembly.
AUGAAGAAAUGUGACAAUGAGAGAAUAGCACAAUAAAUAUAUGCCAGUUAGAUGCUAAAAUUGUAAGGUAAAAUUUUGGAGAAGAAGUUAAUCAAAACUGGAUCGAAGAAUCAGAUUGAAAGUUAAUCGCAAAACAUCUCAAACAACAAUAGUCCUGUCGUUGGAAGAUAAAAAUCUUAUGAGAAUCUUUAGAAAGUCAAUAAGACAUUUAUUAAUCAACCUGUUUCUUAGCAGAAAUUAAGCAGCAUUUUGAAUGUCAUAAGUGGAUAAUAAUAAAACACCAAAUAAAAGUACUCCAUUAACAACGAAUUGAUUGAAACUGUGAAGAUUUCACAUAAGUUACGCAAGAACCAAUCUAUGAUACAUAUCGAACAAUAAUCUCCUGCUCUAACCAAAAAUGCAUCCUUCCAUCAUUCAGUUAAAAAUAAAAUCAACAGUAAUAGUGUAUCAAGUGAUCAAUCUCAAAUUCAAAAAGUCAAAGAGAAAAUCAAAUUAUUGUUGUAAGAGAGAGAUCAAAAUCUGCCACAAGAUGCCAAAGAAUUAGCAUUUAUGACUAAAUUCAACCAAAUCCUGAAUCAAUUGGUGGUAGUGUUGUUCUAAGAACCAAAUCUACAAGCAUCUCAGCAACAAUUCAAUUUGCCAUCCUCAACCCAAGAUACUUUCUAAGCCAUUCAAAUUGACCAUUUCUUCAAAAGGCAGAUUCAGAUCUUGCAACAGUCUUAUUAGCUCUAAUUGGACAAGAAGAAGUUGGAGAAUGUGUUAUUGUAGAUCAAAAAGAAGCAAGAGGUCAUGCAAUAGGAAAAUGAUUAAUUGUCAGCAAAUAAAACGUAAAUGAAUGAUUAGAUAACUUAAUUGAAGUAGUAAAUCUCGGAAUUGUAAUAAUAGAACCAUUCCAAUCAAGAGAAUAUUUAAUUAGAAUCAGGUACGUAUAAUUAAUAUAGAUUUAGAAACUUAAGAGUUGAAAUAUCUCGUAUAAGGGUAAUUUGAAGCCAUAUAAAAGUUAUUAUAAAGAGAACAAUUAAUGAAGGUAUUUUUAAAAAGAGUGGGUGAUAGUUCCAUAAUAGAGUAAAAAUAAUAUAAUAUUUGAAAUUGAUAGGAUGUUUGAAUCAUUUAUCCAGAGUGCAGAGAAUGUUAAUCAAGAUGAUACUGAAGGAAAUUUGAAUAUUGAUAUGCUACCAUAACAGAAACAUACCUAGGUUUCAAAGAACAAUUAAUAAUAAUUAUAAUAAUAAUAAUAAUCACACUAAAUUCCAGAUAAAAUAAUCUAAUAAUAUGAAAUUAGUUAUAAGCAGUUAGAUCUCUGUGAUUCACUUUUAGCUGAUGAUUCAAGUAAAAAUAUUUACUAAUAGAAAGGAGUGAAUGAUUCAGAAGAAAGUAGCUUCGGAUACUUAGGUAAAGAGUAGGCAACGGAAGUCAGUUGUUAUUUCAAUUAAGCUUAGUAAUUAUAUUUGAUCAAUAUUCUUUAUAGGUAAUUUUAACAGCAACAAAACCAAUUGCCAUUUUAACAACAAUAGAACUAAAAAUUAAAGGGAAAAUCUAAUAUCAAAGAUAAAUUAAGAAUUAAUAUGAUGGAUGUCUAAUUAGCAUAGGCUGCGUAAAUAUUAUUUAAUAAUAAAUCAAAGUCAGAAACAUGAAUAUAUGAAACAAUAAUAGUUGCUCCAACAGUAACAUGACAAGAUUUUACCAGAUGAUAUAAACAGUGAAGAUGUAAGUAAAAUUUAUAUUCAUAGUUUUGA